GAUAACCCUAUCAGUGCGGACGACGAUGUAGCUUGGUGACGUCACAGGGGACACGCCGGUUGUUGAACAUUUUGCAUGUUCUUUUACAUUUGUUCUUUGCGGGAAAGCAAAACAUGAUCAUUCUUAGACUAGCAGCCAUCGGGUUGGUACUAUCGAGAUGCCAUGUUGAUUCAGCAUCCAGUACCAGUGUGGGGACUGACUUCACUGUGGCGUUCUUCCCCUACGCCUCCAAGAACAUCACUGUCCCCGUCAGCAGCAACAUCUACAUCACCUCGGCUAAUUCCGGCUACUGUAACAUCGAAUAUGCCGUUGAUCCAUUUACAAGGUCAGUCAGGUAUGUAGAGGUCAGACGUCAACAGACAACGAAGGUCGUCAUACCAAUUGCUGCACGAGUAUCGCUUGGGGCCGUCAGGGAAUUCAGUGCAAUCCGGAUUUCUUGCUCAGUUCCGGUGUCUGCGUACGCUUCCUAUAGUACUUCCGGUUUUCUGUCAAGCGCCAUGUUGAUUCUCCCGAUGUCAAGCCUGUCUACGACGUAUUACGUUCCUGGGUUCCCUGGCAACAGCUUUGUAGGAAUAGUUGCAACGUCUGAUGACACAAAGGUGCAUAUCAAACUGCAAUCAGUCACGAGGUUUAUGUAUGGAAACAAGGCGAAGGUAUCAGGAGAUUACAUCGAUGAAAUUCUGUCAGAAAACGAGGUACUGUUUUUGCAUUCGCCGGCCAGUGAUUUCGGAGGAACCAAGAUUACUUCCAACCAACCAAUCGCAGUGUUCUCUGGAUCCAACAAAAUUCAAGAUGGCGGUUUCGUUUUGAGCGACGAAUUCAGUUCCGCUCAAGCUCUACCUUUGCAUAUGUGGGGCACAGACUUUAUCAUCAAGGAACCACUCAGAUCAACCUACACCCGACGUUUUACAAGGAUCCUGGCAGCAACGAAUUCAACAGUCGUAAAUAAAAUAGCAGGAGGCGUCACGCAGUCCGUAUUCACUGGCCUGCGUCAAGGCAGCUAUACAGAGGACGAACUGAAUUCUACAGACACGACUGUCUAUUUCAGCUCCAACCCUAUUUCUGUGACCGUUAUAGCGUAUGGCCCGCAUGGAGCUUCGUACCUACCUGUACCCUGUCUAGCGCUUUACCAAACGGACACGCAAGUCCCGAAAUUAGAUUCAUCAGAUUCUUACAUAUUUAUUACGACGGAAACUAAGGAACUGCAAGGCAUGCAGAUAAAUGGUAACAGUCCUGUGGGAACAACAUGGGCCAACAUGUCAUCUAAGGUCUUACCAUACUCUAUUACCGUAAUGCCAACGACGAGGACUUCAUCGAUGACUCUCCAACAGACAUCCCUGUUAGGGGACUUCUCGGCGCAGAUUUUCGGUUUCGCGGCUAAUAAUAAGGAAUUCGAGGCUAAUGUUGGUUAUGGGGUCUCAACGUCGUCUCCAGGAGUGCCAGGUAUCGAGUACAGUCGAGUACACCUGACGUGUGACCGUGACAGAUGGGAGAUAACUCUAAAUGCAACAGCUUUCAAUGGCGGCCUGGACUACCGUGGUAUUUUCAACAAUGUGACCCUGGGUCGAGAUCCGUUCUGCACUGGGGUUCUGCAAGGUGACCGCUUGGUGCUCAACGCUUCUCUACAGGACUGCAACACAAAAACAGAGACGGAGAAAGGUCAGACCGUGUACGAGAACUCACUGACGUUUAAUCAGGUCUGGCAAUACAACGUCAUGUGUUCCCUGGCAACCACUAACAUGUCUGCGGCACAACCACAGGUCGCCAGUAACGUCAUCGACGAUCGUCUAGGCUCCAUCCCCACCGUCACUCAGAUUAAGUUGUUCAGUGACUAUGGCUUCCAACACGAGAUUCCUGGAGACUUGAAGAUGGUCACCGGAAGAACGGUGUACGUGGAAGUGUCCGCACCAUCGGACAUGGGUCUGAGUAUAGUGGUCAACGAUUGUUACACAUUUGACCGGUCUGACUCUACCAUACCAUUGCGGCACUUGAUCAGAAAUAGAUGCGCUAACGACAGGUCAGUAGGCAUCAUGUCCACCAGUGCGUACAGGAGACGGUUCAGUUUCACUGCCUCGAGCAACACUCUGGAGUACGUCAGCUGUGACGUACAAUUCUGCAGAACAAAUGACCUCAGUGAACCUUGUCAGCCAGAAUGUGUGUUUUACCUGGGGGGACCUGCCGUUGGCAGGUAGACAGAUGAAGGUCAUAGGUGCAGCGGAUGUAAGGGGUCAGGGGUCAGGGAGUCUCAGGACCAGACGUCCGCUAAUUGAUUAAUUUUAAAGGACUGGGUGAGACACAUUGACAAAGUCCCUAUAUUUAUCAGGAGCGGUUAUUUACGAGGUGGCUAACUUACGGGAAAAUAUGUCCAUUCUGUGAAACUAAUACUGAUUCCUUACUUCACUUAAUUUGUUAUUACAAGCAUGUUAAAGGACUUUGAGCCAAAGUAGAAUGUUUUCUGAAUGCAGGAUUUUCAAUUGAAAUAA
Molecule: messenger RNA, 2483 nt
Organism: Haliotis rufescens (red abalone)
Lineage: Eukaryota; Metazoa; Mollusca; Gastropoda; Lepetellida; Haliotidae
Exons: 5
Coding region: 114-2192 (692 amino acids)
Source: RefSeq, a predicted model, not a curated record